Salvia hispanica is the source of this 3251-nucleotide messenger RNA. RefSeq names its product G-type lectin S-receptor-like serine/threonine-protein kinase At4g27290. Gene Ontology annotation, cellular component: plasma membrane. Gene Ontology annotation, biological process: protein phosphorylation; recognition of pollen. The record is from RefSeq and is a predicted model, not a curated record. NCBI's taxonomy places the organism in Eukaryota, Viridiplantae, Streptophyta, Magnoliopsida, Lamiales, Lamiaceae. Gene Ontology annotation, molecular function: protein serine/threonine kinase activity; ATP binding.
UACAAUUAUAGUAGUAAUACUUCCUUCUUUUUAUGGCAUUGUUCUUCAAAAGAGUCAUAAGCAUAACUAUUUCCAGAACAUGGCAUACUUGUUUUUCACAACAUUUAUCUUCUCUCUGCGUUUUGCAGUUGGAGCAAUUGAUGGCUGCACUCUUUUUCCAAAUCAACCACUUGUUAUUGGGCAUACUUUGAUAUCUCAAAACCAAGUUUUCGAAACAGGCUUUUUCCGCCCGGGGAAAUCUCUAAAUAGAUUCUUGGGAAUAUGGUACAAGAGCACACCAGAUGUCGUCGUCUGGGUCGCAAACAGAAACCAUCCCAUCACUGCUUUACAGGAUGCAACUUUGAUGCUUUCCCAAAACGGAAGUCUUGUCAUAAGCAGUGGCAAAAGCAUUACCUGGUCUGCAACUUCAUCAGAGGAUGCAACAUAUCCAAUUUUGCAGCUCUUGGAUUCCGGAAACUUGGUUGUUUUAGACGACAAGAGCGUGCUAUGGCAGAGUUUCGAUCAUCCAACCAACACCAUGUUGCCAGGAAUGAAAAUAGUCGAUGACAGUGAAGCCGGUGUGGAAACACAUUUGACAUCAUGGAGAGGUCCGGAUGAUCCAUCUCCCGGUGAUUUUGUUCUCAAGAUCCAAAACUGGGGAUUGGCUGAGGUGGUGAUUCUGAGAGGGGCAGCCAAAAUAUACCGAUUUGGUCAGUGGAAUGGGAAAUACUAUGGUGGUGCUCUGAACUUUCCCAAUAGCAUUUACGAGCCGGAGAUGGUUUUCAGAGACGAGAGGUUGAUAUCCGUUGGAGACCCCUACCAGACCUCACUUCUCACAAGAAGCAUUCUAGAUACAUCCGGUUCACUCGUGCGCCUUACCAUGAAUCUCAGAAAAGACAAGUGGAAUCCCGCCACCAUGUUUCCUCUCGAUAAAUGCGAUGAGUAUGCUAGUUGUGGUCCUAACAGUAUCUGCAGACCUGACAAGCCAAUUAGAUGUGAGUGUUUAAAGGGAUUCGCUCCAAAAUUCCACAAUGAUUGGGACGUCCAAGAUUGGUCGGGUGGGUGCAAUAGGACUAAACCAUUGAAUGGAAAAGGUGGGGAUGGAUUUCUGCAGGUGAGAGGGGUCAAGUAUCCUGAAAUGUUAAGGUUUUGGUUGAAUACAACGAUGAGCCUUGCUGAGUGCGAAUCUAAGUGCUUUGAAAACAGUAGUUGCACCGCAUAUGCUAAUCCAUUCAUCACCAACGGGGGCAGUGGCUGCUUGAUGUGGUUCGGUGAUCUCAUGGAUACCAAACAACUUUCUGCACCUGAUGCUAACCAAAACAUCUAUAUCCGUCAGCCACUUUCUGAACUAGAUUUUAACGUGGGUUUUCAGGCGGCCAAGGAGAAGGAAAACAAAAGGCCUACAAAGUUAAUACUAAUAUCAAUUGCUUUCGGUGUUCUCAUCUCAGCCAUUAUCAAUGGAGGUGUACUUUUUGUGGUGAAACGAAAAAAGCAUGCAGUAAGAAUGAAUGAUGAUGAUUUAGAAUUACCUGUGAUCAAAAUGGAAACUAUUGUGCAAGCAACUAAUAAUUUCUCAAAGGAAAACAUGAUUGGAGCCGGAGGUUUUGGUCUUGUUUAUAAGGGGAACAUGCCAUCAGGAGAAGAAAUAGCAGUCAAAAGAUUGUCGAGAUCUUCGCAACAGGGUCUUGAAGAGUUCAGGAAUGAAGUUACAGUGAUUGCAAAACUUCAACAUAGAAACCUUGUAAGACUAUUGGGAUGUUGCCUUGAAGAAGAAGAAGAAAGGAUGCUAAUCUAUGAGUAUCUGCAGAAUAAAAGUCUUGAUCUUUUUAUUUUUGAUCACAGUGGGAGAACACUAUUGACAUGGCCUAAGCGUUAUGAUAUUAUCAUGGGAAUUGCAAGGGGGCUGCUGUAUCUUCAUCACGAUUCCAGAUUAAAGAUUAUUCAUAGGGAUCUCAAAACAAGCAAUAUAUUACUAGAUGGACAUUUAAGACCAAAAAUAUCAGAUUUUGGCUUAGCAAGGAUAUUUGAAGAAGAUCAAUCCCUUGCGAAAACAAGAAGAGUUAUUGGGACAUAUGGAUACAUGGCUCCGGAAUAUGCAAUGGAUGGGAAAUUCUCAGUGAAAUCCGACAUCUUUAGUCUUGGAGUGGUCGUGCUGGAAAUAAUAAGUGGAAAAAGGAACAGAGGAUAUGCAGACUCGGAUCACUAUCUUAACCUCCUGGGCCAUGCAUGGUUGCUAUGGAAAGAAAAGAGGAUGAUGGAUUUGAUGGAUGAGUGUUUGAAUGAUACAUUUAAGGAGUGUGAAGUGAAGAGAUGCAUGCAAGUCGGGUUACUGUGUGUUCAGAAAUUUGCAAAUGAUAGGCCAGCCAUGUCGUGUGUGGUUUCAAUGUUAGGAAGUGAUGGAGCAGUUUUGGCGGAACCAAAAGAGCCUGGAUUUUUCAUGGAAAGAAGUUGCAGCACAUCACCAUAUAUUGAGUCAGAGAAUGAAACAAUCACUAUUACUGACUUGGAAGCCAGAUGAGAGCAUACAUAUGAAAUCUCAAACAUAAAUCUACUUACGCUGUGAUCUUCCAGUCGUAUAGGCCAGGCUCCCUUCUGUGUGUCGUGUACAGAAGAAGAAUUCCUUAAUGCUGUUGCUGGGGGUUAGUGGAGUUAAUUUCCGGAGCUGCAGACAUGGCGCAGUUAUUUUUUACCACAGUUCUCAGCUUCAUUGCUUUUGUGAGUGGAAGUGUUGGAGCAGCUGAGCAUCAUAUAUCAAGUCAGAGAAUGUUUUCCCAAACCAAAAGAGCCUGGAUUUUUUAUGGAAGAAGUUCAAGCAGUAGUACUACUUUACCAUUUGUUGAGUGAGGGAAUGGAACAAUCACCAUUACUAAGUUGGAGGCCAGAUGAAGAUAUUCUGCAAAUUCGUAUGCAAAGAAAGUUUACAUUCAAUUGGUGUUAAGUUGUUGACAGUCUUUGGACAGCAAUUGCUCCUCCAUUUCUAUGAGGCCCUAGACAGUCUUCCGGAGCAUUCUGAUUAUAUUUUACACCGCCGGUCUCUGCUGGGGUUGUUUUGUCUCGCAUGUUCCGCUCUUGAUGUUGCUGAUUAACCGAACUAGCUCAUCAAAUCGAGCCUCUAUUCGGUCUUGCAUGAAAUUGUGCUUCUUGUUGAAAUUCUUACAAUUGUCUCUGGAUUUUCUCUUGGCUUUAAUUUAGCUCCGAAAAUAUUUCCCAUGCCCUUCUCCAAAUCUUGUGAUUGUGAUAAGGAUACCAAUUAAUACAAUCCAAUUUGCUCA